Molecule: messenger RNA, 1464 nt
Organism: Trichechus manatus latirostris (Florida manatee)
Lineage: Eukaryota; Metazoa; Chordata; Mammalia; Sirenia; Trichechidae
Gene: PTX4
Product: pentraxin 4
Exons: 3
Coding region: 1-1464 (487 amino acids)
Source: RefSeq, a predicted model, not a curated record
AUGGGCUGCUCAGGGAGGAGGACCCUAUCUUUCCUCCUCAUGUUGGUGCUCAUGUAUCUCCACACGGCUUCGUCCCAGGAAGCCCGUCCGCCAGGGCCAAGGAAGCCCUUCUUUGAGAGGCUCUGGAGACUGGAAGAGCAGUUCCAGAGAUUCCAGGAGGUGACCCUAACCCAUCUGCAGGGCAUUGCCAGCAACUACAAUGUGUCAUACAACAUUGACGCCCGCUUCCGGAGCCUGGCGCAGGAGAACCAGGCCAUGGCCCUGGCGCUGAACCAGUCGCAGGCCGCUGUGCAGGGUGACCUGGGCCACCUGGAGACCUGGGUGCGGAAGACACAGCAGAGGGGCCGCAAGGUGGAUGCAAAGCUGCUGGCCUUGGACCUGGCCCUGAGCGAGGGGACCCAGCAGCAUGCCCAGGAACGCAAGGAGCAGAAGGCACAAGGUGACGCUGUCUCUGGCCUGGCCCUGGAUGUACGGGCCCUGCAGGACACGCUGGCCAACCUGACGCAGCUCAUGCACAGCCAGGGUGCCAGGCUGGCUGCUCUUGAGGGGCAGCUGCAGGCAGCCAGGCCUGACACCACAGCCCCCAGCCCGACCCCAGCCCCGACCCCGCCUCAGUGGCUGAUCCCGAACCCCCUGCAGCUGCAGGGGGACAGGCAGGUGCUCCCAGCUUUGCCAGGGCACAGGAAGCCACCUCAAGACAUCCCUGGCCGUCUGCCGGUGACGUGGGGGCCUGCCGGUGUAGCCAGCCAGGAGGCACCUCGAGAGGCAAUUGCAGACCUUGGGGACCCUCAGCGGGCAUGGCCCCCCCAGAGACCAGGAGAGAUUUGCAACGUGGGCCCCGUGCUUGUGUUCCCCAAUGCCUCCACAGAGAACGUGGUCUUCCUCCGCCCGGGCUUCCAAGUGGGCCUGCGGGCUUUGUCCGUCUGCAGCUGGGUCCGCACAGCCUCAGGCCGCCUGGGUACCCUUCUCUCCUACGCCACCGAGGAGAACGACAACAAGCUGGUGCUGCACGGCCGGGAUUCACUGGUCCCGGGCUCAGUCCACUUUGUGAUCGGAGACCCGGCCUUCCGGGAGCUGCCGCUGCAGCCAUUGCUUGACGGCCGGUGGCACCACCUGUGUGUGAUCUGGACGUCCACCCAGGGCCGCCACUGGCUCUAUGUGGACCGCAGGCUGGUGGCCACCAGCUCCCGCUUCAGGGAGGGCUACGAGAUUCCGCCCGGAGGGUCCCUGGUGCUGGGCCAGGAGCAAGACACCGUGGGGGGAGGGUUUGACAGUGCUGAGGCCUUUGUGGGGAGUGUGGCCGGCCUGGCCAUCUGGGGCCGGGCACUGGCCCCCGGCGAAGUCUCAAGCCUUGCCACCAGGAAGGCAGUCCCGACAGGUGCCCUCCUGACACUGGCCAAUGCCGAAUCCGCAGGCGGAUUCGUGCAGAGGGUGACUGGCACCUGCCUGGAGCUCCAUCCAUGA